Molecule: messenger RNA, 2786 nt
Organism: Aplysia californica (California sea hare)
Lineage: Eukaryota; Metazoa; Mollusca; Gastropoda; Aplysiida; Aplysiidae
Exons: 4
Coding region: 671-2521 (616 amino acids)
Source: RefSeq, a predicted model, not a curated record
GUUUUUUAUUUAGCUUCCAGUGGUCAAGCUGUGCAGUCUGAGGGAGGAAAAUUAGAUUCGGUUUUCGUUUCAGUGUGCAUUUUUCACCUAACUGGGAAGAUAUGAAUCGUUUCGAUCGCAGAGCGAUAGCCUCAGAUGAUGAUAAAGUGAAGAACGAGGAGAUCUUUUUAAAAUUCAAGUUGGAAAUAUUUCUUAACACAACAAGGAUGAACACGUCAUUAUCAACAUAGCUAUUCUACGAAAUAAAAAACAAAACAAUCACCGCUGCUCAGAUAUAGAAGUGGAUUGGACGACACACUGGGAGAGAACCAAAAACAAACAUUAUGACCACCCACCAAGCCUUAAGAUAGAAUUCACAAGGGAAGAAAAAGACCUGAAGGCCGAACAGUCUAAGGUACAUAGAUUCAGACCUAAAGAAGAUGGAAUACAACUGGACAGAGGUGCAUUCAAAGCUCAUGUUGGUGGACUAUAUUCGGGAAUUGGUUGAGAAAAGACGAUGAUGAUGCUGAAGCUCAGCAGAUAGACAAAUCGCUUUGAGGGGCCAUAAUAGUUGCCACAUUUCGACCGAGCUUGAUGAAGAUAAUAGAAACGCUGAAAAAUAGGAGGAAGAGCAGAGAGCACCAGAAAGCGCAACACAAACCCACAACUCGAAUGUUGAAAACAGUUCAUUAUGACAGACUCGGAUAUAACGACCAAGACUUCAAACACAACGCCCGUGCCACUGAGAGACAAACACAGCGAAUCGCCUUUGCCGCCAUGGUUGUUUCCAGUUACCAUGGCAGUCUCCAUGACGACCUUCCUAGUAAUCUCUUUCGCUCUUCACCACAGAAGAUUCCUACUCAAGCGUCGUCGUCUCUACCAGCACCACUGCUACCUGUUACGUCACCACAGAGUAGCUGGCCCUGUUUCUAUAUCGAUGGCCUCCCUUGUCCAUCAUUUUGGAAAUACGAUUCCCCCAAACGUUGUCGUGGAGCAACCAAAAAAGCUUUGGGGCAGCAAAAAACUGAGGAGAUGCUACUCCUGGUCGCCCCGGAUCUUCAAACCAAAGGAAGAUGGCGGAAGCGAACGCGAAUCUGUCAAGACCACCUCCAGCCCCCGGAAACAUGACGUCAGUGGGAAGCUACUCAGCACGUUUUCUAAUGUCCAAGGUACCUUCAACACUUUCUCCCGGAACGCCGUGCACCGCUUGUCUUCUGGCUCUCAGAAAUACAGAAGGGCUGUGAGAAAGCCGUCGAUUAAUGUCCAUCCUACUCCCGACGGUUCAGAGCAAGAAGCGACCGAAAAAGUGCCCGAGCCAGAUGAGCAGGUUGUGGUAUGCAAAUCUCAACUAGCAGUCCCGGAUGCUUCUGUUGAUACUCCUUCAAAUAUAACAGUCGACUCUGAGACUCUGCAAAAAGAUGUCAAGGACGAAAGAGGAGGUAUUAACAAAUAUCCAUAUCCCGUUCAUUUUGGCACCUUUGUCGCGCCGGACGGACUCAAGGGUAGUUCGACCGAUGGAGAGCCAAUAAGUGUCAUAACGUGUCGGCAUGGUGCCCUCCCUCUGCCCGAUGCUGUCCUCAAGGCUCGUCGUGCUCAAAGAUGCCAUUCGUCUUCCGACGCGUGUGAUCAAAACGAAGAAAGCAAAAAAAUUCCAGUAUUCCGCGUCACUUCCGCUGACAACGUCUUCCUGCCCCGUAUGUCAGUCGAUGAGGCGUUCAAAGACGAUAUAAACGUCUCGAAGACUGAUAGCAAAUACUGCGGCGAUCUCCCGUUGGGUCAAUCUUCGACAUCGCGCAGUCUCUAUCUCCCCCAUAAAAGCAGUCGUCUGUCCCUGCCCAAGUGGAGCUGGGUUCGGAGGAGUUUAUCGAGACGAAAAAGAAACCGUGCUAGUUUAACUGAACAAAUGCUGAAGGACGAGUCUGAUAAAGACUUGGAAGCAACGAAUUCGUGCUUCAAUCAAAAUGAUGAAAAUUGUGAUGAUGAUGAAGAUGAUGUGUUUAGCCAUCCCGAGCCAUCCAAAGUGGAAAGUGCUCAGGGGAUAACAACUAGAAGGAACAGCCUGUGUGCUGACGUAAACGGGUCGCUUAUUAACACAGCAAUACAGGAUUUACUCCAUCUGUUCUUUGGUAAAGCACAGAAAUGUACCCCCAGGUAUAGCGAAAUCCGAAACCUUGAUGAGAACUACAUAUUAUCAAAAGGGCAGAGUGCUAUAAGCCCUUGUGAAAAAUGCGUGGAAGCCAAACGAAUUUUAUCCCCUGUAGCGACUGCAAACGGGAAGUUUAAGAAUAACAAUGAAAGUGUGGAUGGCCUUGAGGAUAUGGAAUAUACAAACACAGAGUUCGACAUUAAGGCUGAGGAAGCGGAGAGCCUUUUGACGAAGACGAUAAAAAACGUUGUCGAUGAAAAAGUAGACACAGUCCGUGAGUCUGUGAACGCGGACGAAGACAGCUCGGAGUCCGUGAAUUGUGGUCUUGGUCAUGACUAUCUGGACACAUCUUUGGCAUCAUUGCAUGACUCUCUUAGCAACUCUUUAUUUGAUUGAACUGUGAUGUUAGGUCUUGGUUGUUUUGUAUCGGGUAGGGUGGGCUGUGCAGCCAUAUCAUAGUCAGGGUACAUGUUUGGUACAAUUUUAUCGAGUAGGGUGGGCCAUAAUUAUAGUCAGACAUUUUUGGAACAACGCCUUCAUUAAACUUUGAAAUCCUAUUUUGAAGAAGUAGCCGGCAACUGGUUUCAUUAAUGUAUGACCCCACAGCACGACGUUUCACAUAGGUAUGCCGUAAAAUGCGCUCAUCAAUUAAAAAAAAAAA